AUGCCACCGCCGACCAUCGCCACCUCCUCCGCCUCUGUACAUCGGCGCCACCACCACAGAAUACCACCGACCACCGCCACCACCCACCGCCAAUCUCCGCCCCCCCCCACCGAACACCAUACAGCCACCAACCAACACCACCAAACAUUGGCGCCACCGCCGCUGCCGCCACCGAUCACCGGCGCCACCACCACCACCAACGACCACCGAACACCACCAUUGUCGCCACCAUCCACCACUGAACACCGGCACCGCCAUCGACCACCGGCACCACCACCAACCACCACUGCCACCCGUCACCACCACCCUCGCCACCAAACACCGCCGCCACGCCAACCACCGCCGACCACCGCCAACCACUGCCACUCAUUGCCGCUGUCACCGCCAACCACCGCCACCACGCACAACCGCCAUCAUCGCUGCUUUUAUUCCUUCUUCGUUUCUGGCCUACUAAAUAGCACAAGUUAA
Messenger RNA from Helianthus annuus (common sunflower), 468 nucleotides. Its product is annotated as velvet complex subunit B-like. Lineage: Eukaryota; Viridiplantae; Streptophyta; Magnoliopsida; Asterales; Asteraceae. The record is from RefSeq and is a predicted model, not a curated record. The coding region runs from base 1 to 468 and encodes 155 amino acids. The transcript has a single exon.